Molecule: messenger RNA, 4631 nt
Organism: Hemicordylus capensis (graceful crag lizard)
Lineage: Eukaryota; Metazoa; Chordata; Lepidosauria; Squamata; Cordylidae
Gene: NFYA
Product: nuclear transcription factor Y subunit alpha
Exons: 10
Coding region: 606-1646 (346 amino acids)
Biological process (GO): regulation of transcription by RNA polymerase II
Cellular component (GO): CCAAT-binding factor complex
Molecular function (GO): DNA-binding transcription factor activity, RNA polymerase II-specific; RNA polymerase II cis-regulatory region sequence-specific DNA binding
Source: RefSeq, a predicted model, not a curated record
CCGAGCGCCGGCCCGAGAGCCGGGAUUGGCGGGGCCGAGUGGCCAGUCAGAAGGCCGCGCGCGGGGCUAGGGCUGGGCGAGUGCUGGGGCAAGCGAGUGGCUAUGGCCCGUUGGGUGCCCGGGCUCUAUGUUGAAGCGGGAGGGGUGGCCAACGCGACGAGGGGGAGCUGGGUGGGCCACCAUCCAGAGAAAAGCACGAGUAGGGGUUCGUGCCGGUCCUCAACUGGCACGGCGUCCUCGUGGUUUCCGGGGAGAAUGAGAAAUGUGUUUUUGUGGACCCCGCUGGGGGGGGGGCGAAGUUGUUCAGGAGGACAACGGGGGAACUUCCCCGGGCCGCUCCCUGUAGAAAGGCUACCUUAUGGGGGCGGCCUUCCUGUCAGGGACCAGUGGCCGGCCACCUUCAUUCUCCAAACGGACACGCAUGUGCCCAGCAUAGGCUCGUCACCCUGCAUGUGUUUGCCCCUGCCCAGCGAGGUCAGUUUUCUUCGGACGCCUUUCAGGACAGCCUGGCUCAUGUGGUCUGUAACCGGACGCUGACUGUAGGGCUCAGCGCCUUGUGUUUGCAAUUGAGGUGCAUUGCAUAGCGGAUUGACACUGGAAAAGCUAUGGAGCAGUACACGGCAAACAGCAAUAGCUCAACGGAACAGAUUGUGGUGCAGGCUGGACAGAUUCAACAGCAGCAGGGCGGUGUCACUGCUGUCCAGUUGCAGACUGAGGCUCAGGUGGCAUCUGCCUCAGGCCAGCAAGUCCAGACCCUCCAGGUAGUCCAGGGUCAGCCACUGAUGGUACAAGUGAGUGGAGGUCAGUUGAUCACAUCAACUGGUCAGCCAAUCAUGGUACAGGCUGUGCCUGGAAGUCAAGGUCAGACCAUUAUGCAAGUUCCAGUUUCAGGAUCACAAGGAUUACAACAGAUUCAGCUGGUCCAGCCUGGUCAGAUUCAGAUACAGGGCGGACAAGCAGUGCAAGUUCAGGGUCAGCAAGGCCAGACACAGCAAAUCAUCAUUCAGCAGCCGCAGACUGCAGUUACUGCUGGCCAGACACAGACACAGCCACAGAUUGCAGUUCAGGGACAGCAAGUGGCCCAGACAGCAGAAGGCCAGACAAUUGUAUAUCAACCGGUUAAUGCUGAUGGAACAAUUCUUCAACAAGUUACAGUCCCUGUUACAGGCAUGAUCACCAUCCCAGCAGCCAGUUUGGCAGGAGCACAGAUAGUCCAGACUGGAGCCAACACCAACACAACCAGCAGUGGACAAGGAACUGUAACUGUAACACUGCCUGUUGCUGGAAAUGUGGUCAAUUCAGGUGGAAUGGUUAUGAUGGUACCAGGGGCUGGAUCAGUGCCGGCUAUUCAGAGGAUACCUUUGCCUGGAGCAGAGAUGCUUGAAGAGGAGCCCUUGUAUGUAAAUGCUAAGCAGUACCAUCGGAUUCUAAAGAGGAGGCAAGCAAGAGCUAAGCUGGAAGCUGAAGGGAAGAUCCCUAAAGAGAGGAGAAAAUACCUGCAUGAGUCCCGGCAUCGUCAUGCCAUGGCAAGGAAGCGAGGAGAAGGUGGGCGUUUUUUCUCACCAAAAGAAAAAGACAGCCCCCAUAUGCAGGAUCCUAACCAGGCAAAUGAAGAAGCAAUGACACAGAUGAUUAGAGUAUCUUAACCAACUAAAGAACACCACAUCUGGACAAAUACCUUGUUUCUCUGCCACUGUUUCCUAUUCUACCUGUUGAACAAACUUCUGAAUGGGAAAAUCUGCCAUAUGCAUAGCCUGUUCUCUUUUUCAGAACAAAUACCACACUCUCCUUAAGUGGUUUGUCUUAGGAUUUUAACUGCAGUGGACUUGGCAAACAGAAACACCUAUGGACUUUUGUGAUGUACUAAUCCAGAAGCUCAAAGUCUGACUCACCAGGCCUUUAACAUCCUUGACAAUAAUGGUGGCCAAUCUGAAGCGGCCACUGCCUCAGCAAUAACUGGCAUGUUGAAAUAGGUCUAACUAAGCCAUUUGGGAGCCGUCAAUCUUGAACAGACAGGAAUCUGGACAACCAGAGGUGACGUGGCUUUGUUUUCUCAAUGUAGACUUCUCAGUCCCAGCUACACCUUGCAGCCUCAAACUUUAUAUCUAUCUAUCUAUCUGUUUUAGCAACACAACUUUCCACUGUAAAAGCAUCUCCUUUGAUAAAACUCUGAUAUGAUGCUGAAAGUUUUCCUUGAAGUAGUGUCCAAUAUAAAAUGUCACCAACAAUCUAUCUGAAAUAAAAUUAAUUUUUGCAAAGUACUGGGGAAAUGUAAAGUCUUGAGGUAGUGCAUGCAUGUUCCAAGGGAUAGCAGGAAAAUGGCACAGUUACACAAGGAAUAAGCAUGGGGGCAGGAGGGAACAGUGGUUUUGGAGCUAGCAGCGUGUGUUCUAGCAAGUGCUUGUGUCAGUUGAAGCUGACUGACAUGCACUUCCCACAAGCUGAUACAUGCAGACUAUGAUUAUUCUAAGAUCGGAGGAUUAGGUACAGUGCUCUGAGCAUUAGUCAGGAUGAGACACCUGAGUAGGUGCCCUAACUGUAACAAACUAUAUCUUUCUGUAGCUCAGAGUCUGCUUUAUGCCUAGGUACUAAUAUGGUCUCUCAUAAAUUUAAACAAUGAUAUUUGUAAACCUGGCACUUAACAGUUCUUCAAUCUUUGCUUUCUGUUGUGAAAGAUUCCCCCCACCCCACCACACCAUGACUGCUCCAGAUGGAUUUGGACAGCCUGAUAACUAGUUGUUGUGUUAAGGAGCACAAUAGUGCUGUUUGUGCUUGCAGUCUCAAGUUGACAGUUCAAAAUUUGAAGGUAUAUCUGAGAUUCUUUCUUCAAGCAUCACCGAGGUGCCUCUUUCACCUCUCCUCCCAUUUGCUGUUCUUCCCUUUAUAUCUGCCCACUUCGGUCAUGGCCAUGAGGUUCCGUUCUUUUGUGUUCACAGGUUUAUUGUUUAAGCCUGCAGUACUUACCAAGAUUGAGUGGAGGCAAAUUGGGCAUCUUUCAUCUGUCACUAAAAGAUGAGAGGUGAACUGUAUAAUGCAAGCAAUUGCAAGACAGGGGCUGCAUAAAGAGAAAAGGGUCUGGAUGUUCACCACUACUUUUUAAAAAGAGGCAUCAGAACAAUUGCUUGGAUCGUGCAGUGGCUAAGGGAAGGUCAUCUCCAGAAGACUCUGUUUUUAUUGCUUAAUAUGGACAGUUGAGGCAUGAGAAUUAUCUGUGCUACUUAUCAAUUAUUAUCAGAAUUAUCAGUACUACUUAACCCAUUAGAGAUGGCCUGUCCAGUUAGGUUAACUAGAAUGAUGCCGUUUUCAGGCCAGCUAACCAUGAAUUUCAAGUUGAUGAAAAUUGCAGAGCAGAACUGACAUUCAAUGGUUACAUUCGAUGGCCAUGAGCUUGGGCUGUGUAUGGAUCCCCUGCCCUAGUUUAAGUUAUUGGAAUGUGUGCAUUUUUUUCAUUUUCUGUCAAUGGCACCUGUCAUUUUUAAGCCUGCAUGCAGGUUGCAUGUUCCUAAAUGGUGGGUUUUAUUUUUGUUGUCUAAGAUCUCAGCCUUUCUGUUGCAACAACUUUGCAUUUUCACUGUCCUAGCUGCCUUUGAUUACUGCUGUGAUGUUCUUCAGCUAGCUAUUUCAACUUCACCUAGUAUCUCUCUUCACAAGUUUUAAAGAAUUAUACCAAACAUGGGGAUUAAAUGCCUGUUUAGUGAAGGAACUAUGAAAGCUUUUGUUUUGUUUUUCAGCAUCGCUGUAAAUAUAAAGAGCAAUGGUACAUUCAGAGAAAGUGAGAAGCAUGGUGGAGGGUGGGGAAUACUUUAUAUUCUGGGUUAAAGCUGUUUUGCCAUGUUUUCUCUUUCAGCUGUCAGUGUAUCUUUGCAGGCUGGGAUGUUAAGGGAAUCAAGGUUCUCGUAAUUCUUUGAGUAUUGUAAGACCAUAACAAGACAUUUGCAACUUUAAAAGACUAGCUGUUGCUACCCUUCCCCACAUUUAAGAAACAGAAUUGGUCUUUGUGAUUUCUAUGUGUAGAUGAUGCGGACACCUAUUUAAUUUUUGGUCGCUAGACAAUUCCUAUAGUUAGGUUUUUCAAUAAUAGUGUAAAGUGUCCUGAUAGGAGAUAUGAUACCAGUGGCUUAGACUUCAUGUGUGUAGAUCAAACUUAUUUCAAAAUAUUUGUUAAUAUUGGGAGUCUCAAACUACAGUAUUUUCCAAAAUGUCUGUUCCCCAGUAAAAUUUAAAACAAAAAUUGAAAGAAAAAAACCAUAAAACCAAGACAUAUUUAAUUGGGGAUGGACUUGAGGGAUAAAGCUGUAGUGACUUUGAGAAAAGUAUAACUUUGUUUAUUGAUCUAUAAAGCUACUGGAACUUUGAGCCCAUUUAAAGUGGUUUGGUACUUAUGGGGUGAAGUAGCAAUCCCCAAGUGAAGCUAAACUUUUUCAAAUAUUUUGCAUGUUGAAGAAAUCACUUUUGGUUGUAUAAAUGGCAUUGGGGGGACAUGGAUAUUUGUGAAAUGUAAGGCAAAAUUUGUAAAUAGUUCAAAAGUUUAUAAUUUUUUUAUGCUGCAUUUUGAAGUGUAUUUUGUCUUUAAUAGAUACAACUGUAAGUACUGUGUACACUAUUCAGCCAAUAAAACAUUUAUAAAAUAA